CUUCAUUAUCAUGUGGAAAGGCUCCUUUGUCAGGCUAUUCCACACUUCAAGGGUGGUGAGGGCCCCAUCACACCCAUUGUCCAAGAUUAGAAACAUUGGUAUCAUUGCCCAUAUUGAUGCUGGGAAAACUACAACAACUGAAAGAAUGCUAUAUUAUAGUGGUAUCACAUCUCGUAUAGGGAAUGUCGACCAAGGUGAUACCGUUACUGAUUUCUUACCUGCUGAACGUGAAAGAGGUAUCACAAUUCAAAGUGCAGCAAUCACUAUACCCUGGAAUAAACACAAGAUUAAUCUUAUUGAUACUCCAGGUCAUGCUGAUUUUGGGUUCGAAGUUAUUAGAUCUUUAAAAGUUUUGGAUGGUGCAGUGACUAUAUUGGAUGGUGUUGCUGGUGUUGAAGCUCAAACAGAAAAAGUUUGGAAACAGAGUAAAACUAUUCCAAAAAUGUUCUUCAUCAACAAGAUGGAUAGAGAAGGUGCAGGUUUUAGUAGAACAGUUAAGGAAAUAAUAGCUAAAUUGGGGACUAGGGUCUUACUAUUAAAUGUUCCAUAUUUUGUUGAAAUGGAAAAUAGAGAGAAAAAAUUCGUUGGUGUAUUGGAUAUUAUUGAUAAAAAACUGCUUAGAUGGAUUGACCAAGAUAAUAUUAAAGUUACAGAUGUUGAAGGUGAGACUUAUGAAGAAGUUGCCCGUUGUCGUGAAUCUUUAAUUGAAACAUUAGGAGAAAUUGACGAUGCAGUGAUUGAUUCAUUUUUAGAAUGUGAAGACUACAUGAAAGUUCCAGCAGAUGUCAUCAGAAAAGCCGUGAGAAAAGCUACGCUAUCUAAUUAUGCAGUUCCCGUAUUGACUGGUGCAAGUUUCAAAAACAUUGGUGUUCAACCUUUAAUGGAUGCUGUCAAUUACUAUUUGCCAUCUCCAAUAGAGUGUCAACCAGAAGUUAGUUGUCCAGUUGUUAAGACUGAUGAAGGUUUUGUUAUGAAUCAAAACAAGUACUUAGCAGUUGCAAUGGCUUUCAAAGUGAUUACUGAUCCAAUUCGUGGUGUUAUGGUGUUUGUUCGUGUUUAUAGUGGGAAAUUGAAAAAUCAUGCAACUGUUUAUGUCAAUGGUGAAAAAUUCAAGAUUGGUAAGUUAUUAGUUAUGCAUGCUAAUGUUCCUCAAGAUGUUACAGAAAUUUCUGCUGGUAAUAUUGGUGUUAUAGUUAGUGAUAAAUUGAGAACUGGUGAUACCAUCUUAUCAAAUAUCCAAAAUAAGAAGCUUCAAAACAAAGAACUAGGUAUUGUUGUUAAUCCAAUCAUUGUUCCACCUCCUGUCUUCACCAUUUCAUUAGAACCAAGAACCUCGGGGGAUAAAAGAAGUAUGGAUGAAGCAUUAGAGAUUAUUUUGAGAGAAGAUCCAAGUUUGAAAGUCACUGUCGAUGAGGAAAAUGGUCAAACAUUGCUCGCUGGUAUGGGAGAAUUGCAUUUAGAAAUUGCAAGAGAUCGUUUAAGAGACUUGAAAGCCAAGAUUGAAAUUGGUCAAAUCAUGGUUUCUUAUAAGGAAACAGUUUUGGAGAAAUUAUCAGUUUCAAAAGAAUCUCCAGAACAUGAAUUUAAAAUUUCAAUGGCUUUGGAACCAAAACCAGAGUUAUUCGAGGAAAAUCCAAAUGUUGUUAGAGUUAAUCUAGGUGAUAAUAACGUAUUAGAAGUUCCAGUGGAGCCUGAAAAUUGGGAAAAGGUUAUGCCAUAUCAAUCGUGUAUCAAUGCAUUCAUUUCUGGUUCAAUUUCAAGUAUUCAAAGAGGCCCUAUUUUGAAACUACCAUUGAACUCUGUUCUUAUUAAAGUGACUUCAUUUGAUAUGCCACCAGAUUCUCAAAAUGUUACAUUAUGGAUCACAUUAGUGCGUCAAUGUAUUUUAGAAUUAUUACAAGACGAAACAAGAUUUGUGGGGUUGGAACCAGUGAUGAACGUAUCAGUCGAUGUUGGUGCUGAAGAUAUUGGUAGUGUUAUUCAAGAUUUAUCAUCAGCAAGACAAGGUAUUAUUAGUUCUAUUGAUGAAGGUGGUGAUAAUGUUGAAUUUGCCAAAUUUAAAGAUAUAAGUGAAUCUCAAUAUGUUCCAUAUGAUCCUACUUUAGAAUUCACUAAAACUAGAGACGGUUUCAGUGGAGAUCAGACUGUUCAUGCUGUUGUUCCAUUAAGAGAAAUGAUUGGAUAUUUACCUAAACUAAGAAGUUUAACACAAGGAAGAGCCACAUAUCAUAUGGAAUUCAAAGGGAUGAAUCCAAUCACAAGUGAUCGUUUAGUGGAGAUCAGUAGUAGCUUUUGAAAUAAAGAAAAUUGUAUAUAGAUUUUAAAAGGUAAAAGUGAUGAUGAGCUUAUGAAUCGAUUUGAAUUUUUGGUACAUGUAUGUACACUAGUGUAGGUUGCCAUGGUUACGCGCUCCUCGCCUAAAUUUAAACAAACCUUAUUUUGCACUGUAGUCUGUAGAAAUCAACGAGACCAAAUGCAUUUGAACAUUUUGACACAACGUAUGAAGAAAUGGUUCAGAUUCAAUUUCAUGAAUAUAAAUUUUAU
This is a messenger RNA of Hansenula anomala, 2544 nucleotides long. It is a transcript of the gene MEF2, whose product is annotated as mitochondrial elongation factor MEF2. The record is from RefSeq and is a predicted model, not a curated record. Gene Ontology annotation, biological process: ribosome disassembly; mitochondrial translation. Lineage: Eukaryota; Fungi; Ascomycota; Saccharomycetes; Phaffomycetales; Wickerhamomycetaceae. Bases 11 to 2296 code for a protein of 761 amino acids. Gene Ontology annotation, cellular component: mitochondrion. The transcript has a single exon. Gene Ontology annotation, molecular function: GTPase activity; GTP binding.